Molecule: messenger RNA, 1947 nt
Organism: Uloborus diversus
Lineage: Eukaryota; Metazoa; Arthropoda; Arachnida; Araneae; Uloboridae
Product: ankyrin-3-like
Exons: 2
Coding region: 1-1947 (648 amino acids)
Molecular function (GO): protein binding
Source: RefSeq, a predicted model, not a curated record
AUGGUUAAUUUUCUUAUUGCUCAUGGAGCAGAUAUAAACCAUAAGGCCAUUCUACGCUUUACGCCAAUAAGUUUUGCCUGCCAGCAAGGGUAUUUAGAUAUAGUUAAGACUUUGAUUGAAAAUAGAGCAGAUCUUAGUACUAAAACAGAUAAAGGUAAUACACCUUUACACCUAGCAGCAGAGAAUGGCCAUCAAGGUAUAGUAAACAUCCUUAUUGGGAAGGGAUUAGAUGUUAAUGCUGUGAAUGGUGAUAAGGCAAGACCUUUGCAUUGUGCUGUACAAAAUGGUAACUUGGAGGUAGUUAAAGCUCUCAUUUCACACGGUUCGAAUGUUACUGCUGGAUCUUCAGGAGUAAGUCGUCAUGUAAUCAAUCAUAGAGUUGAUGCAAACAUUACACCCUUACAUCUGGGAACUCAAAGUGGUAGGCUGGAUAUUGUUCAAGUUCUGCUUGAAGCCGGAGCAAAUGUCAAUGCAGAAACAGGCGAUAAGAUUACUCCUUUACAUUUAGCUUCUCAGUUUGAUUUUUUAGAGUUAGUAGACCUUUUAAUUGAAAAAAAAUCUAAUGUUAAUGCUAGAGAUUGUGAGAAUGUUACUCCUCUGCAUUUAGCAGCAGAACGUAAUAAUAUUGGUGUAGUUAAGUCUCUUCUUCUUGUGGAGGGAAUUGAUGUUAAUGCCAAAAGCUUAGAUAAUACCACUGCUUUACAUAUAGCGUCUCAGAAUGGUCAUAUUGAAGUAGUGAAGUUAUUAACUGAGAAAGAAGCUCCCAUUAAUGCUAAAAAAAAUGAAGGUUUCACACCUUUACAUCUAGCACUUCAGCAAAAGCAGUUUGAGGUGAGCAAUUUUUUAAUUGAAAAUGGAGCAGACAUUAAUGCCACAGAUGAUCAGAAUUGGACUCCUUUACAUAAUGCGGCAUAUAAUGGUUUUUCUUUAAAAAUAGUAGAGAACUUAAUUGCAAAAGGAGCAAAUGUGAAUGCUAAGAUGGAUGAUAGUAGAAGAGCUCUACAUUUGGCAGCAGAACAUAAUCACUUGGAAAUAAUGAAUUGCUUGAUUGAAAAUGGAGCUGAUGUAAAUGCUUUAGAUAACAGAAGAUGGACUCCUCUACAUUGCGCAGCAUAUGAUGGUAAUUUAGAAGUUGUUAAAUCUUUGCUUGAUAAAGGAGCAGACAUUAAUGCUAAAACAGCAGUUAAAAGAACUGCGCCUCUGCACUUUUCAACAGAUCACGGUCAUUUAGAGGUGGUUGAAUUGCUGUUAAAAAAGGGGGCAGAAGUAAAUAUCCUAGAUCAUACAAAUUGGACUCCUUUACAUUUUGCAGCAGAAAAGGGUUAUGAUCCGAUUAUCAUUCUUCUUUUGAAGCACGGUGCUGAUGUAAAUGCAAAAGAAAAUCAAUCCAAUGGCACAGCCUUACAUUUUGCAGUUCAAUAUGGCCAUCCUAAGGUAGUCAAAACUCUUAUUAAAAAUGGUGCUGAUGUUAAUGCCAAAAUGGAUAAAAAUGCUACUCCUUUGCACUUAGCAGUACAAAUUGGUAACUUUAUCAUGGUUAGGUCACUGCUUAAUAAUGGAGCUUAUUUUAAUGCUAGAGCUGAAGGAGGUAGAUAUGUUUUACCACUACAUUUUGCAGAAAGAAGAGGAAUUCAUGCAGUCAUCAAAUUACUAAAAUUGGUUGAGAAGCUAUUUAAAGCUGUAGAAGAUAACAAUUAUUUAGAAAUAGAGAAUUGCGUUAGAGAUGGAGUAAUCAUUGAUUCGAGAAAUGUUGAUGGACUAACACCAUUACAUUAUGCCGUUAAUAAUGGCCGUAUAAAAGUUGUAAAUGUCUUGCUAGCUAAAGGAGCUGAUACUAAGAAAGUUACUAAUAACGGUGAAACUCCAUUACAUUUUGCUGUUGCCAAAGGUCAUGAAGAAAUUAUUAAAGCUUUGUUACAGCAUGUCCUUUACAUAAUGCAGCCAUAA